Molecule: messenger RNA, 4090 nt
Organism: Teleopsis dalmanni
Lineage: Eukaryota; Metazoa; Arthropoda; Insecta; Diptera; Diopsidae
Gene: fliI
Product: protein flightless-1
Exons: 7
Coding region: 178-3936 (1252 amino acids)
Biological process (GO): myofibril assembly; barbed-end actin filament capping; actin filament severing
Cellular component (GO): actin cytoskeleton; cytoplasm; nucleus
Molecular function (GO): phosphatidylinositol-4,5-bisphosphate binding; actin filament binding
Source: RefSeq, a predicted model, not a curated record
CUUUCUAUAUUUUAGGCAUGGUAACGAAAAAUAGUAGAAUUCAAGUAACUUCUUAUAUGAAUUUUACUACAAGAACGUACCGCAAAAGACCGUAAAAAUUGAACGUAAACGCUAAAAGUGCUUAGCACUCACUGAACAUAUCACGAAAAAAUGUUCUCUCAGUUUGCGUAGUUAACAAUGACGGGUGUGUUACCAUUUGUACGCGGCGUAGAUUUUACCGAAAAUGACUUUAGUGAUAAAAAAUUUCCAAAUGCCUUACGGCUGAUGACACGAUUACAAUGGUUAAAUUUGGACAAAACACAAUUGCGAGAAAUUCCUGAAGAAUUAGGGAAUUUGCUUAAGCUGGAACACCUUUCACUAAAGAAUAAUGAUUUGGAAAAACUUUUUGGUGAACUCACUGAGUUGUCAUGCCUGCGUUCUCUGAACCUUAGGCAUAACCGAGUCAAAAGCAGUGGAAUACCACCAGAACUGUUUAGAUUGGAUGAAUUGACCACUCUUGACCUUUCUCAUAAUAAACUUAAAGAAAUUCCUGAGGGUUUGGAGCGUGCAAGCAGUUUACUGGUGCUUAACCUUAGUCAUAAUACUAUCGAAACAAUACCAGCACAAUUGUUCAUUCAUUUAAGGGAUUUGCUUUUCCUGGAUUUAUCACAUAAUCGACUUGAAACAUUACCACCACAAACUCGACGAUUGAUUAAUUUGCAAACCUUACUAUUAGCAGAUAACCCUCUUGAAUUGUUCCAGCUUAGACAAUUGCCCUCAUUGCAAAGUUUGGAAGUUUUAAAUAUGCGUAAUACCCAACGAACAUUAUUAAAUUUUCCAACUACUUUGGAUAGCUUGUCAAAUUUGGCUGAAUUGGACUUGUCACAGAACGCAUUACCAAAAGUGCCCGAUUGUGUUUAUAAUGUGCCUAAUCUUCGAAGGUUAAAUAUGAGUGAUAAUGCGAUAACUGAACUAAGCUCAAGCGUAGAAUUUUGGCAACGACUAGAGGUCCUUAAUCUAUCACGUAAUAAUUUAACAUCGCUGCCGUCAGCACUGUGCAAACUAGUACAACUCAGACGGUUAUUUAUUAAUGAUAAUAAAAUUGAUUUUGAAGGAAUUCCUUCAGGUAUUGGUAAACUUUGCUCUCUAGAGGUUUUUUCUGCCUCAAAUAAUUUAUUAGAAAUGAUUCCUGAAGGUCUAUGUCGUUGCGGAGCUUUAAAAAAAUUAAAUCUAAGUUCCAAUCGUCUCAUAACCCUACCUGAUGCAAUUCAUUUACUUGAUGGUUUAGACCAAUUAGAUUUACGUAAUAAUCCAGAUUUAGUUAUGCCGCCAAAACCUACUGAAAUGACAAAAGGUGCUGGUGUUGAAUACUACAACAUCGACUUCUCAUUACAAACUCAAUUAAGAUUGGCUGGAGCGACAGUACCGUCGUCGGUACCAGCUGCUUCAACUCCAAAAGACUCUACUGCACGUAAAAUACGGUUGCGUCGUGGUCCACGAACUGAAUCGGAUCAAGACUCUGCUAAAAUUCUUAAAGGAAUGAAAGAUGUAGCCAAAGAUAAAGAUGAAAGUGGCCUCAAUUUAUCUUGGAUUGGAGAUUCUGAUGAUAGUCGCCAAGAAUCUUUGAAACCCAAACGUUGGGAUGAAUCACUGGAAAAACCUCAACUGGACUAUUCAAAAUUUUUUGAAAAAGAAGAUGGUCAAUUGCCUGGUCUAACGAUUUGGGAAAUUGAAAAUUUUUUACCAAAUAAAAUUGAAGAAGUUGCGCAUGGUAAAUUUUAUGAAGGCGACUGCUAUAUAAUAUUAAAGACAUGCUACGUUGAUUUGGGACAACUUUCAUGGGAGAUAUAUUUUUGGAUUGGUAAUGAGGCAACAUUAGAUAAACGUGCUUGUGCUGCAAUACAUGCUGUAAACCUAAGAAAUUAUUUAGGAGCGCGUUGUCGCACAAUUCGUGAAGAACAAAAUGACGAGUCUGAGGAAUUUUUAGCUCUCUUCGACACAGAAGUAACGUAUAUUGAAGGUGGGAGAACUGCAACUGGUUUUUACACAAUUGAAGAACUGUUAUAUAACACACGACUUUACCGAGUGCAUGCCGCUGGAUCUUCCAUACAUUUAGAACCUGUAGCAGUUGACUUUAACUCGUUAGAUCCACGAUUUGCAUUUGUACUAGAUUGUGGUGUCAAAAUAUAUAUAUGGCUCGGACGUUGUUCGAAAAAUACUUUAAAUUCAAAAGCUCGUUUAAUGUCAGAAAAAAUAAAUAAAACUGAACGAAAGAAUAAAUGUGAAAUUAUUGUCGAAAUGCAAGGUGAUGAGAGCGAAUCAUUUUGGCUGGAUUUAGGAUGUGACAUCAGUGUAGCAGGAACAGUAAAGAUAUCUCAGCAUGUUGCUAACACAUUUGUUCCUACUACAGCACGGCUCUAUCAGGUACAACUCGGUAUGGGUUAUUUAGAAUUGCCUCAAGUUGAAAUACCGCAACAGAAACUGGUCCAUACUUUGCUUAAUAGCAAAAACGUGUAUAUAUUAGAUUGCUUUGCUGACUUAUUUGUGUGGUUUGGGAAGAAAUCAACGCGAUUAGUUCGGGCGGCUGCUCUAAAGCUAUCGCGAGAGUUAUUCACUAUGAUUAUUCGCCCAGAGUAUGCGCUUGUGACUCGCGUCCAAGAAGGCACUGAAACGCAAAUCUUUAAAUCAAAAUUUACUGGUUGGGAUGAAGUUAUGGCAGUAGAUUUUACACGUACUGCUACUUCUGUAGCUAAAACUGGCGCUGAUUUGAGUAAGUGGGCGCGGAAACAAGAAACGCGUGCUGAUCUGGCGGCUUUGUUUACGCCUCGACAAAAUUCUAUGCCUUUGAGUGAAGCCGAACAGUUAGAGGAAGAUUGGAAUUAUGAUUUGGAAGCAAUGGAAGCGUUUGUAUUAGAAGGUAAAAAGUUUGUCCGUUUACCGGAGGAAGAGUUGGGGCACUUUUUUACAGGAGAAUGUUAUGUAUUUCUCUGUCGUUAUUGUAUACCUUACGAUGAAGAAGACGGAGCUGAAGGUGAUGAAUCUCGUCCUCCACCAGAAGAUGAUAUACAAUGUGUUGUUUAUUUUUGGCAAGGAAGAAAUGCUGGAAAUAUGGGAUGGUUAACAUUCACUUUUACAUUACAGAAGAAAUUUAAAGCUAUGUUCGGAGAAGAAUUGGAAGUUGUGCGCAUACAUCAGCAGCAAGAAAAUUUAAAGUUUAUGGCACAUUUUAAAAGAAAAUUUAUUAUUCACACCGGUAAGCGUAAAGAUAAAUCGAAAACACCUGACGGUAAGGCUGCUGUUGAAUUUUUCCAUUUACGCUCUAAUGGCGGCGCAUUAUGUACCCGCCUUAUACAAAUACAGCCGGAUGCUGUCUAUCUAAACUCAGCUUUUUGUUACAUACUUUUUGUGCCUUUUGAAACCGAGGACGAGUCUCAAUCCGGAAUCGUUUAUGUAUGGUUAGGUUCCAAAUCCAGUGCAGAGGAAACAAAACUUAUACAAGAAAUAGCAGAGGGCAUGUUUAAUAACCCCUGGGUUAGUCUGCAGAUUCUUAAUGAAGGAGAAGAACCAGAAAAUUUCUUCUGGGUGGCUUUAGGUGGUCGCAAAAUAUAUGACACUAAUGCUGAUUAUAUGAAUUAUACACGCCUCUUCCGCUGUUCUAAUGAAAAAGGAUAUUUUACUGUAGCUGAGAAAUGCACAGAUUUCUGUCAAGAUGAUUUAGCAGAUGACGAUAUUAUGAUUUUAGACAAUGGAGAUCAAGUAUUUUUGUGGCUUGGAUCUCGUUGCAGCGAAGUUGAAAUAAAAUUAGCUUAUAAAUCCGCACAAGUCUAUGUACAACAUAUGCGCAUCAAGCAACCCGAGCGAUCGCGAAAACUUCUAAUAUCUAUUAAAAACAACGAAUCGAAACGUUUUACAAAAUGUUUCCAUGGCUGGAGCGCACACAAGACACCGCCAGAAUAAUUAAACUGCGCGGCAAGAAAUGCACAAGCUUUUGCAUGACAAAAAUAAACCCUCAAUGAUACCUGUAUUCCUCCAAUUGCAAUAUUUCUAUUUUAUUGUUUAUUUUCUAUAUUAAACUUUAUAAAAGUAUUUAUCGUUUAUGACCGUACGUAUU